CAGUUUUUACAAUAGCUAACUUUACACUGAUGUCUCUGUACAAAACAUAGUGUACAGACCUCCCAGCUUCGCGUUUAUCCAACUCCUCCGACAGCUAGUGAGGAACAGCUUUUAUACGACGACUUUAAAUAUGGAGGAUUUAUUGUGAAGCAACAGGAUUACACACGCUGGACACUUUUCCCGACACGUUUUUCCUCUGGACACUUGGACACUCCUUGUUUUUUGUGCGCUGGAUGUGGACCGAGUUGAACAGGGAUCCCAGCAGACAUUCCCUGGUGGUUUGUGUAUAGGAAAUGGCAACUGCUCUCAGUGGCCGAAACCCUGGCGGACGUGGACCAAACCGAAGUAAAGGUCGGAUUUUAGGCAUCAUUGAUGCCAUCCAGGAUGCAGUGGGACCACCGAAACAAGCUGCUGCUGACCGGCGGACUGUGGAGAAAACCUGGAAGCUCAUGGACAAAGUUGUCCGCCUCUGCCAAAAUCCCAGACUCCAGCUGAAAAACAGUCCGCCGUACAUCCUGGAUAUCUUACCUGAUGCCUACCAGCACCUGCGGCUUAUACUGGGCAAAUACGAGGAGAACCAGAGACUCACACAGCUCAGUGAGAAUGAGUACUUUAAAAUCUACAUCGAUAGCCUUAUGAAGAAAUCCAAACGAGCCAUCCGGCUCUUCAAAGAGGGAAAGGAGAGGAUGUAUGAGGAACAGUCACAGGACAGGAGGAACCUGACCAAGCUGUCUCUGAUCUUCAGCCACAUGCUGGCUGAAAUCAAAGCCAUCUUCCCUGGAGGACAGUUCCAGGGGGACACGUUCAGGAUCACCAAAGCUGAUGCAGCUGACUUCUGGAGGAGAUUUUUUGGAGAAAAGACAAUAGUGCCAUGGAAAGUCUUCCGACAGUGCCUUCACGAAGUGCAUCCCAUCAGCUCGGGUCUGGAGGCCAUGGCCCUCAAAUCCACCAUCGACCUCACCUGCAACGACUUCAUUUCUGUUUUUGAGUUCGACAUCUUCACACGCCUCUUCCAGCCGUGGGGAUCAAUUCUGAGGAACUGGAAUUUUCUGGCAGUAACACACCCUGGCUACAUGGCUUUCCUUACCUAUGAUGAAGUCAAGGCACGACUGCACAAGUACAUCAACAAGCCUGGCAGUUACAUCUUCAGACUGAGUUGUACGAGACUGGGCCAGUGGGCCAUCGGCUAUGUGACCAAUGAUGGUAACAUACUGCAGACCAUCCCCCACAACAAACCGCUGUUCCAGGCCCUCAUCGAUGGCUACAGGGAGGGCUUCUACUUGUUUCCUGAUGGUCGCAGCUACAAUCCUGACCUCACUGGUUUAUGUGAGCCGACACCUCAUGAUCACAUCAAAGUGACACAAGAGCAGUAUGAGCUGUACUGUGAAAUGGGCUCCACCUUCCAGCUUUGUAAGAUCUGUGCUGAGAACGACAAAGACGUCAAGAUCGAACCCUGCGGUCACCUCAUGUGUACUUCCUGUCUCACGGCCUGGCAGGAGUCAGAUGGCCAGGGUUGUCCGUUCUGUCGUUGUGAGAUCAAAGGCACAGAACCCAUCAUUGUGGAUCCCUUUGACCCACGAAAUGAGGGCAACAAGUGCUUCUUCCUGGACCAGCACAGCUGCCCCAUGCUGGAGCUGGAUGAUGAGGAAGACAGAGAGGACUGCCUGGUCAUGAAUGGACUGGCCAACAUCAGGAAGCACUGUGCUGAGCGCCAGAACUCGCCCAUGGUGUCUCCGAGCUCUUCACCUGUCAGCCAACACAGAAAAGCCCACAUAGGAGACCCUGGCCACUGCGGCCAGCAUCUCGGCCUUCCCCCCGUCCCACCACGACUCGACCUCAUCCAGAAGGGUGCCAUCCGCUCCCCGUCUGCCAGUCCCACCGGCUCCCCAAAGUCUUCACCAGGCAUGUCCAGGAAGCAGGACAAGCCUCUCCCAGCCCCACCUCCUCCACAGAGGGACCCACCUCCACCACCUCCCCCUGAGCGUCCUCCCCCCAUCCCCCCAGAGUCACGCCACUCUUGGCUCUCCAGUCCCUCUUCCUUGUCCUCUUCCAUCUCAUCUUCUACCGGUGCAUUGUCAGACUCCCAGAUGCCCCCUGAGACACGGUGUCCCAAAGAGAGCCACUUGUCAGAUGCCCACAGGACUGAAGGGGAACACCCUCUCCAGCUGGGACCAACCGUCCCCUCCCACCUGAACGGAAGACCACUCAGUUGUCCGUCUGCAGGAUUUGGGCGGUUACAUCCCAGAAUGGAGGGGGCAGGAAACUCAGAGAGCUCCAAGCCCUUCUCUAAUGGUGUGCAAGUUGGCGAUGAGUAUGACAUCCUUCCUUCACGGCACUCGCCAACUCAGUCCAUCCAUGCCAGUAGCCACAAAUCCUCCAACCCUUUCAGCAGCCCUGUGGUGGAGCGGCCGCGGGGAGUGAUGGAGAGGGUGGAGGAUGACUAUCAGAUCCCUUCCUCCAAUCUCUGCCUGAGUCAGGCUCCCAUCUGCAUCUCUAUACCCAGCAGGCACUUGGAGAAUGGCUCCCCAGAGCCCUCCAUUGAGGAGAAGAAGUCCAGCGAGCCUGGUGGGCACUCAGAGUCAAACAGGACGGUGGUCGCAGGGGCGACUCACUCUGCCCUCUGCCCCUUCAGCACCAACAAGACACCCUCGGACUAUGACAUUCUGCUGCCCCCCCAAGUAUUAGAAGACCCCUUCAACUGCCGCCCUCCAUCCCAGCCUCCUCCUCCUCCUCCACCACCGGCGCGACACAGCCUCACUGACCUAUCCUCCUCUUCGUCAUCCUCAUCCUGCAACUCCUCCACGUCCGCCUCCUCUGUCAUCGCACGACCACACAGGCCCUCCUCUGGACACGAGCACUCGCUGUUAACCCCCGACACAGUGUUUGACAUGCUGAACAGUGCUGCUCCUCUGCCUCCAGUCAGACGACACAUAGAACAUGUGAAAGGCCCCAGAGGCUGCCCGGAGUACGACCAUUUACCAAGCAGUCAAGUAUCGAUGGACUGUUUGCAGGCCCCUGCCAGGCCGCCCAAGCCACUGCCCAGGAAGAUCCCUCCAGACAUUCAGCCGGGCAAACCCCACAGCCUGGAGUCAGAGAAUGUGGACGCCAAGAUCGCCAAGCUGAUGGGGGAGGGCUACUCCUUCGAGGACGUGAAGCGGGCGCUGAUGAUUGCUCAGUACAAAGUCGACGUGGCCCGAAACAUUCUGCGAGAGUUUGCCUUAGUGGCCCCGAGACUGAACCUCUAGUUGUAGAGACAGUAGAAGGGGAGCACAACAAUGAAGCUGUGCCUCUGAAUGGACUGACUAAAAAGGGCUUCUUCAGUCUGCUUGGCUAUAGACUGUUAGAACAACAAUGAUCGACAGAAACAAAGAAAAAUUUUCAAAAGAGACUUAGCCUUUUGUUGCCGAACAGAGAUGACAACGCACAACAAAGUGGCUGAAACCAAAUCAUGGCAGAACACAGAGAAUCAAUAAAGGGAGAGAAAAAAAAAAUGUCUGUGAAUGAUUUAAACCUGUGAAAAAACGAACCAGGCUUGUUGUUGUUUACAGUGAGCUUUGCUGGUUUUCAAAUGCUCGGAUGGAUGCUUUGUCUCGGGCUUGGACUUUCCUGUUUUAAAGCCCCGAUCCUGCUACUGCUGCUACUGUUCCUUUCACAUCCCGCCACCUUCCAGACUUCAGUUUAAAAAAGGCAUUUCCAGCUCAUUUCAAGCUCAUUUCAGCUUAAAUGCUCUGCCACUGGUUAGGAGUCAUUUUUAUUUACAGCCAUUGGGGGGAGCCAGACUCCACUAUUUCUUUACUCUAACUCCUUCUCUCACUCUCCUCUCUUCAUUGUAUCCUCUUUCACCCUCUCUUCCUUCCCUCGUGUGUCAACCAUUAGAGAAUACUCCACUGUUUGCCCAGAGUCUGGCUGACGUGUAGGUCUUAACAAGGUCUGGUGAGUCAGGAGUGGUUAGAUGGAGCCAGAGGAUGCCUUAUUGAUUCACCUGUUUUCCCCAGCCCAGGAGAAGAGUGUACGACAGUUCCAGAGGAACACUCUUAUUACACCUGGUAUCUUAUUUGGACAAGAAGAGUGAAGAGAGUGGGAGGGUUAGUUUCGCUCUUUGUUUCUGUUCCUAGACCAGAGGAUUAUUCAGUGGGGGCCUUUUUUAAUUACUUUCUUCAUCUGAGGACAGCAAGCCUAUGAAUGUAUUUGUUCUGCAUGAGAGAGCUAUACCUUUGUACACUCUGAGCUCCUCUCAGGCCCAGUUUUACCCUUAAGUGAUUAAGUGGUGGAAAAUGUUUCAUGGUUGUGGAAAAUUAUUCAUUUCUCCAUGUGAAAAGCCAGAUGAUUGUGCCUGCAUUUCAGCUAAAGCUUUUAAACGACGGGAGCUGUGCGGAUCAGCGAGCCAGACGUCGUCCGUUAGAGCCCAGAGACGACGCACUCUGCAGCCGUCACACUGCAGCCUCCUGUCUCCACUUCAAUUACACAGACAUCAUAUGGUGCAAAUGUCCACAUUCCCCACAUGUUUGAGGAAUGGCUCUCAAUCUGAUUUGGAGCAAGAGUCACUUGAUAUAGCUCUGCAGCAAUUAUGCAUUUUUACUGAUGUGGAGUCGUUGUUUGAACACAAUAGAGACAAACAAGAAACUGCAGAGCAUUGAAACUAUAAGAUAUAGUCACAUGCACCAUAACUGUGCAGUACAGGUGAAGCCCCUUACCUCAGAACCUGGAAUCAGCUGUAUUUCUCCCCACUGACUGCAAGAUGUCUCACCAAUGCAUGUAUUGGAUUUGUCAAAAUGUAACAGUAUUGCUUAUGUCACCCAUUUCUUUUUUUUUUUUUUGGAGUAGUAUGCUAAACGGUAGGCUGCGUCAGGUCUGUUAGGGUCAUAAGACAGGGACUAUGUUUACAUGGAGGGAAAACCCAGCUAUUGAUCUCAUGAGGGUUAAAAGAUAAUUCCACUUUAUUACAACUUGGGUCUCAUUUUGCCCAUCGUUGCCAUCAGUUAUAAUAACAUUGUACUCAUUAUAGUAAUUGCUGGGAUCUGGGAACAUGGCAGCAUUGCUACAUCAAAGUCUGACGGGUCAAGAAACAUGAGUAGGUAGACGAUCAGUAUGUUUCCAAACCAACAAUUAAACCAGAUUAUCUAAACCACUUUAUUUUUUUUUUCGUUUUCUCCUCUGCAAACAUUUGUCCAACCUGAGGGUUUGUUUAAAACUUGUAUGAUCAUCUAAUCGCUCUUGUUUCUCGUCUUGUCCUCUUCUAAGUGAUGUCACCAUGUUUCCAGACCUCAGCAAUGAUCUUGGAAGAGUGUAAUGUUAUCCUUACUCAUGGAAAUGAUGGAAACUAUGGAAACAAGA
Molecule: messenger RNA, 5334 nt
Organism: Thunnus maccoyii (southern bluefin tuna)
Lineage: Eukaryota; Metazoa; Chordata; Actinopteri; Scombriformes; Scombridae
Gene: cblb
Product: Cbl proto-oncogene B, E3 ubiquitin protein ligase
Exons: 19
Coding region: 294-3245 (983 amino acids)
Biological process (GO): negative regulation of epidermal growth factor-activated receptor activity; cell surface receptor signaling pathway
Cellular component (GO): plasma membrane; membrane raft
Molecular function (GO): phosphotyrosine residue binding; receptor tyrosine kinase binding; ubiquitin protein ligase activity
Source: RefSeq, a predicted model, not a curated record